ACGGUCUCUGUCCAACCCCAACCGGGAUUCGUUUGUAAAACCAAAGUGGAACGAUCGAAAAAGCACAAGCCGGGGACUAAAGUGUAUAUCAACAUUUGCCAUGCAGACGCCAUUCCUGCUCCUCCUGUCGCGAAUGAGAAUGAAAUACAAAAGGCGUUGGAUGCUGAACAAGACGCAACGUAUCGCGUGCCUCUCAGUAUGGGUCAACCUCGUUUCGAUACCGAUUCAACCUCACUUAUUAUGGAUGCGUGUAUCCAUACACAACCGUACAUGCGGGCAGAACGUGAUCUGGAUUUCAAGUUGUAUAUCCUCGAGUUGGCCAUUGAGUUCGUAGAAGAGAUGGAAUCGGUGGAGCUCAGUCGAGAAUUCACAAUGCCAAACCUGCAAUCCAAAGGCACGAUACCCCAACGAAUGCUCCGACUACCAAAACCUGCUUUAAUAUCUGCUGUCAAAAAGCAAAAGCCUGCAAAAAAAGAG
Messenger RNA from Zychaea mexicana, 477 nucleotides. RefSeq names its product PIH1 family. The transcript has 3 exons. Gene Ontology annotation, biological process: rRNA processing; box C/D snoRNP assembly. Lineage: Eukaryota; Fungi; Mucoromycota; Mucoromycetes; Mucorales; Lichtheimiaceae. The annotation marks the transcript as partial. Gene Ontology annotation, cellular component: R2TP complex; cytoplasm; ribonucleoprotein complex. The record is from RefSeq and is a predicted model, not a curated record.